ACGAGAUGUCUAGAUAGUGUAAUGACACAAGAUGCGUAGAAGUUGAUGUGAAUCGGGUUUUUCCUAAGUAAUGUGACGAGUAAGAACAGAGUAGGAUGAUGAACAAGAAGAAUAACGGACAAGACGCCUUAGAGGACGACGCUAGGCUAGCGACGACAGAGGACUGUGCCCUUUUUAUUGUUUAUUAAAUUGUUGAAGUUACCAGCCUGCGUUAUUAAGUAUAUUCUUGAUUCAUUCUGUUGUUGUGUCAUAUGGACUCGCAUGCACCAUUAACAUAUAUAUACUCAUCAACAAAAUAGACCAUCAACAGAUGUGGCGACCCACGACGGCCAGGGCGUCAUUUUGAUCUACAAUCUAGUUAACUUCGUGUUCUGGAUAUAUCUACACUUGGCGAAGUACACUGGAGAAGUACUGGAUUAACAUUCGUUUAUUUCUACUAGACCUACUCUACGUCUGUGCUAAUUAUCUGGACUGCAGCUGGAUUUUGGCAUCUUUGUUCCAGUGGAUCUAGACUUUCUAUUAGAGAAAAUUCGAAACCGUUACCAGCGUCUAGCUUUGUCAGCCAUGUUGGAUAUUUUUAGAUUGAACUUGGAUCUAUAUUGACUAGAUCUAUAUCUAUUGUGUCUGAACCCAGAACUAUUUCGUCCGUGUAAGUGAUUUAGGGCAGUCCGUCGUCAGUAUACCUCUACCUAUAUACCUCAAGAGUGAAGAUACCUCAUUUUGUCAGGUUUAUCUGUUUAUUGUGAGUACGGAAAGUCAUCUGAGUCUACAUAUCUAGUAUCUACAAGCUGACCGUUGGAUCGAGUCACCUUGUCAGACAGAAGCCAGCACCAACAGAUCAUCAAGUGGAACCGGAACCUUGGAACCCUACCAGAGGACUUUAUCUGAGAUUCGUACCAUACUGUGGCAGCACCAGGAGAGAUUGGCCUAACUCAGUACUGCCUGUCGAGUAGCCUUUGGGGGAGCACACCUUGCCUUGCCUGAGACUAAGACAGUGGGGAACUUGUGUGGAACUGACCGUUGUAGCUCCGUGGACUGAACAAAGGGGAUCUAACUAAAGAUAAGUUUAUUUUUUCUCUCCAUUAUUAUUAAAUUAAGUCUAUUUUAGGGACAGUAGAUCUUUGUUAAGAGCAGGUUGCCUGAUAAGGGCGUCAUUAUAGGACACAUUAGAAAGUGGACCUGCUCCAUUUAAUAAAGUCUCGAUGAUUGUUUAGAUUGUCUUGUUUUGUUCGUAUCCACGUACAUUUUAUUUUUUUUAGAAGUCAAGUGAAGUUAUCUUUAUUUGUCUCUUUCAGUGUAUACUUCCUCUAAAAAGUCUCAUCUCAUUAGAAUAGAUUUAUUUUUUUGUGUCUUAUUACGUUUAUUUUACAUUAUUCUUAUUAUAUAUUAGUAAUUUUAUCUUAAGUAGAUAGGUAAGCCACGUUUAAUCUAGAUUAUAAAUUCUAGAUUGUUUCCAGGUAUUAACUAAAUUGUUAUACCUAUGAGAGCCUUUGAUCUAUUUUAUCCUGAAGACAACUGAGUCUAAGGAGUAAUUAUUUAUAUAUAGAUCUUUUGUCCCGAUUAAUCGGUUGACAUUAUUUUAUAGAUGUGUUUAAACACAGUCUAAUUGGUCAGAAUAAAAAAUUUUUUGUCAGUAUCACUGGAUUGUGAUUUACUGUUGGAGGUAUAAUAUUGAUUUAUCUAUUUGAGGUUGUAUUAAAGUUGUAUUGAAUCUAGACUAGUGACUAGAAUAGUCCUAGGGGUAUUUAUUGGCAAGAAGUAAGUCCAUUGAAUUAAGUAUUGAGGUAUUGAUAAAAGUAUAUAUGAUAUUUGUUUAUGUGGCCUAAAGUAAGUCCACUGAAUUAAGGUGAUAUAAAAUUUUGAGUUGUAUUCAAGUAUUGUGGCUGUGAGUAAGUCCACUGAGAUAAUAUUUCUUGAUAUAACAUUGAGCAAAGGUAUUUAAAUAUAUAAAUAUAUAUAUAUAUAUUACAAGAAGUAUUUGAAAGUGAGUUUUUGUGAAAACUAAAUUGUGAUAUUUAGGCCAAUAGGGAGGCCAUAUCAAAACUAUAUUGAGACAUUGUUUAAAAUAAAAUAAGCAUAAUGGCAACAGCUCCAAACUUUGAUUAUAUGGAGACUUUUCGCCAGCAAAUUAUUGCUGAGGCUAAACAGCUAGAACUUAAAUGUAAGGACCUAACUAGCUAUGUGCAGCAAAUGGUGACAAUAGAGAGAGAUAGAAUAGAUAAAGAAAGAAGAGAAGAAACAGAGCGUAGAGAGAAAGAAAAGGAUAGGGAAGCACAAUUAAUAAAAGAAGAAGCAGAUAGGAAAUUACAAUAUGAUUUAGAGAAAUUGAGGUUAGAUGCUGAAUUGAAAAAACAAAACACUAAUGAUAGACCUACUGUUCAGAGUGAAAACAUAAACAAUAGUAAUAGUACAAGUAAUGGUAAUAACAUGAAUGAAAAUAGGGAUAAUCAAAGUACUAAUCAUUGGCUGAAAAAGAAAAUGCAGCCCUUUCAAGAAGAUAAAGACAGUAUUUCAGACUAUUUAAAGCGUUUUGAGAUCAAAAUGAGCAGUUGUAACAUAAGAGAAAAUGAAUGGUCUCAAAUCUUACUUGAUUUUGUUCAAGGUCAAGCAUUAACUAUUUGUCAGAACCAUGAUCAUACCAUUCAGAAUAGUUAUGAUAUAUUAAAGAAAGAGCUUCUUAAUGCCUGUGGUCAUAAUGCCAGUACAUUUAGGAAAAAAUAUUUUGAAAAUUUUCCUAGUAGUCAGAUUGAUCCUCAAACAACAGUAAAUCUUGAAAAAGAUUAUUUCAGUAAAUGGAUGUCAUUUGAGCAAAUAGAUCAAAGCUAUGAAGGACUUAAAAACUUUAUUUUGAUAGAUAACUUUACAAACAAAUGUGAAUCUCAGUUACAGUCAUUUAUAAAAGAGAGAAAACCAAAAACUUUAGAGGACAUAGUUAUUAUUAUGAGAACUUACAGCAGUGCUUAUCCUAAUAAUUCAUUUUCAAAUAAAGACAAGAAACAGAUUGAUUUUGUAGGAUAUAGUAAAGAAACUAAGAGUAAAGAUAGACAUGAGAGCAGAAAUGAUAGAAAUAGAGAUAAUAGUGACUAUAGAGAGAUCAUCUGUUUGAAUUGUCAAGGUAGAGGACAUAUUGCAGCACACUGUAAACAAGUGAAGUACAAUAGAUCAGAAAAUAGGGACAGUUACAGGAAGCAGAGCAGGAAAGUUGAGUUUAAAGAGAACAGAAACAGAAAUAACAAAAGUAGAGUGUAUUUCACCAAUGAUAGAGACAGUAGAGAAAGUAGUGAUAAUGAAGAAGUAGAAGAGAUGAACUAUUGUUGGGGUGUAGAAGAAAUAAAUUUUGCAGAAGAUGAAACCAGCAGAGUGAGAGUACACUCUGGUUUUAUCAAUGGGAAACCUAUGAGGUUUGUCAAAGAUUCGGGAUGCAGUACAGUUGGAAUUAGGAGUAACUUAGUUAAACCAGAUUGUUUAUUAGGCUAUGAGAAAAAAGUAAGGUUGAUAGAUGGCAGUAUCAAGCGCUAUCAAGCCUGUAAAGUUUUCUUAGAAACACCAUUUUAUACUGGUUAUUGUAAAGGUUUAGCAAUACCAGGAUUGUCUCAUGAUUUGCUUUUAGGCAAUAUACAUGGACUAAAGGAAAUGACUCAAAGAGAAAUAGAUAACUGGAAUAGAAGACAUGAAUACAAAAUGAGACAAAGAAAUUCUUAUGGUAAAAUGAGAAGAAAUAUUAUUUGUUUUAAAUGUCAAAGAAAGGGACAUAUUGCCAGGCAAUGCAGAAGUUGUGACUAUUCAGAUAGAAGAUCUGACCAUUAUGAGUAUGGCAGAAAUUUUGAUAGCAAUGCCUAUGAUAGACAGUAUCAUAGAGGGAACCCUCAGAGAAGAUGUAACUCUGAUGAGUACCAGAGUACAAGGGACAAUUGUAGGUCAUAUGGACCUUACCAAAGAAGAAAUGGAGAAGCAGAAUAUAGUUGGAGAAAGUAAAUUCUUGAUGGUUUACUUAUAAGUAUAUAUAGAUAUAUAUACUAGCAAUGGUUUAAUUGUAUAGUGCAUGAACAUGUUGAGUUCUUUUAGAUUGUAAAUAAGUUGUAUAUGUUAUGAUAUUUAUUUGUAUGCUAUAGUAUGGCACUCAAUUGAAGUAAAAGGUGUAAAUUAAAGUAAGUAUGAUCAUCUACAGUCAUUAUUUUUUUUAUAUAAUCAUUAUCAUUCAUUAGUAAAAGGCUAGGUCAGUUUGGAAAUGGUAAGUGGAGAGAAAAUAUACUUAUUGGUACCCAACAAAAAAGUUAGGUAGAAUAAUUUGGAAAGCUGUUUUGACACAAAUAUUACAUUUUGUCUGACAGGAAAGGUUUGGUGUGAUGUGAGGCAGACGACCACGGACAUACAGCCAAUGACAGUAUUUACUCUGAAAAACUCUGUUUUAUGCCUAUGGAGUCAGCAAAGGCAUCUUCGUAUGUGGACUAUAUACAUGUGUAUUUAUUCUGAAAAACUCUGUUUUAUGUCUGUGGAAUCGACAAAGGCAUCGUCGUAUGGGGACUGUUUACAUGUCUUGAUGGACUUAGUACUAUUGGUUGGUGAAACUAUUACACUGUACUAUACUAUUUUAUCGUCAAUAAGUGAUGAUUAGAACACCGCAUACCAGAUAUUUUCUUACUAAUAACUGUAUUGGAACUGUAUUGUUUUCUUGGUGUCAACAUUCAACUACAGGGUGAACUUUGUGACAUAGAAACAUGGACACCAGGAACUGAUGAAGAUGGGAAACAUGAUGAUGUCCAUCAAGAUCAAGAUAUAUGUUUGUUUUGUCUUUCCCCAAAAUUUUGGCCAUGUAUAUUGUACAGACAUGACAGUAGGGAUAGGGUUUUAGACUGAAAAAAAAAUUGACAAAAUUUUUUUUUGAUAAAGGGGGGAGGAAAUAUGUAAUGACACAAGAUGCGUAGAAGUUGAUGUGAAUCGGGUUUUUCCUAAGUAAUGUGACGAGUAAGAACAGAGUAGGAUGAUGAACAAGAAGAAUAACGGACAAGACGCCUUAGAGGACGACGCUAGGCUAGCGACGACAGAGGACUGUGCCCUUUUUAUUGUUUAUUAAAUUGUUGAAGUUA
Molecule: messenger RNA, 5087 nt
Organism: Biomphalaria glabrata
Lineage: Eukaryota; Metazoa; Mollusca; Gastropoda; Planorbidae
Exons: 2
Coding region: 2080-3975 (631 amino acids)
Molecular function (GO): zinc ion binding; nucleic acid binding
Source: RefSeq, a predicted model, not a curated record